Molecule: messenger RNA, 1291 nt
Organism: Monascus purpureus
Lineage: Eukaryota; Fungi; Ascomycota; Eurotiomycetes; Eurotiales; Aspergillaceae
Source: the annotation of a GenBank genome assembly
CGCAAUCUCAAUACCACACCAACAGUGUUCCACACACACCCACAAGAAAAAAAAAAAGACAAAAAAGAAAUGACGUCCCACCGCGCAGAUGCAAGCACCCUCCUCGACAACCGCGGCUACGCCGGCCCCCUAAUCCGCGGCGUGAACCCAGCCACCCUCUUCGAAAAAGCCGUCCGCGACCGCAUCACAGAUUCCUAUUACUGGAAGGAACAAUGCUUCGGGUUAAAUGCAGCGACGCUGUGCGAUCGUGCCGUCGAACUCACCUACAUUGGCGGCACGUACGGGGUGUCGGAGAAGCCGUCGCCGUUUCUCUGUCUUGCGUUUAAGAUGUUGCAGCUUGGGCCGGAACGGGAUAUUGUGCUUGAGUAUUUGAAUUUUACCGAUCAUGAUCUGCAUUCUGGGGGUGAUGACGACGAUGGGGAUGGGGGAGAGGAUGAUAAUGUCGUCAAGACAAAAGGCGACUUCAAAUACCUCCGCGCCCUGGCCGCGUUCUACGUACGCUUAACCUUUGACCCGGCGGACGUGUACAAAACGCUAGAACCAUUGUUGCUUGACUACCGGAAGCUGAAACGACGGUUACGCGAUUCGUUUACGCUGACGCAUAUGGAUCAGUUCGUGGAUGAUUUGCUCACGAAGGAUCGGGUUUGCGGGACAAGUUUGUGGAAGUUGCCACCGCGGCAGUUGCUGGAGGAUUUGGAUCUGUUGGAGGAACGGGUUAGUCCGUUGGCUGCCGAGUUGGAGGAGCUUGAUGAGGAGCGGGAGGAGGAGAAUGAGAAGGCUGGAAGUCAACGUGCGGAAGACGAGGAUUGAGUUUGGUCGGACCUCGUGCAGCGUUUAUAAGGCAUUCUUUCAUUUUGCCUCGCUUUUAAAAAAGGGAGACUGUUGCACUUCUCUGGACUACGGUUUACGAGAGAAAUGCUAUCUUCUAUUAAGCGGAUGGAGAUUGCCACCCCCCUUUCGAAAGGCAGAUGCGCGGUCCUGGCUUGACGUCCUCGUGAUGAACGCUCUAGACUACAGAUGCUGAGAGCUUAGCCGGUCGAAGCUGAAAAGAACUGUGAGAUGGGCUCUAAGAUGCCUGAGUGGUCACGUCUACGAGGGUUCAAAGCUCCAUGGUCGUUCCGGAGACGUACGAAGGCACGAGCACAACAUGGGACGCUUCAGCUAAAGAAAGACAAGGUUAUCCAGACCUUGGAACUCAGUUCUAACUAAGCUCUAACCAUUUAAGACCAUCCAGUUCGUUAGAAUUGAGAAUCGAAUACAAAAGUCCGCAUACAAUGCUGGACACCCCCAA